Molecule: messenger RNA, 525 nt
Organism: Zasmidium cellare ATCC 36951
Lineage: Eukaryota; Fungi; Ascomycota; Dothideomycetes; Mycosphaerellales; Mycosphaerellaceae
Exons: 1
Coding region: 1-525 (174 amino acids)
Cellular component (GO): extracellular region
Source: RefSeq, a predicted model, not a curated record
AUGCGCGGACUCUCAGUCCUCCUCCUGGCUCCUUUGGCCCUAGCAGGGACGAUUGCCAAACGCGACGCACAAGCAGUUUACGACGACAUUACCGGAAUCGACACUGCAGUCCGCCAUUUGACAGACGUCCUCAAUGCCUACAAUGGCGGCAUUCGAGAAUCUUCUCCAGUCUUCAACGCCUCACUCGCCGUCCAUGCCAUCAACAGGAAAGGAUUCGCCGACGCCAACGCUUCUGGACCAUUCUCCUCUGCAGACUCCAAGCGGAUCGUCGACCACGUUAACGACUCAGUCGGUGUCUCGAUUCCCCAGAGCGUGACGGUAAUCGAGGCGAAGAAGCCACUAUUCGACGACGCGCAGCUCACGAGCUUGGUCAAGGCCACGAUUGAUCUCUUAAAAUCCGACCACGAGACUUUCUCUUUGGCGACGGGUGCAAAACUGAGUGCGGACCAGAUUCUAUCGGGUGCGGUCGCGGCGGGAAAGAUUGAUGCUGUUUUGCAAGGUGCAAGUCUGUAUUACGCACUCUGA